Helianthus annuus (common sunflower) is the source of this 724-nucleotide messenger RNA. Its product is annotated as chalcone synthase 3. The coding region runs from base 33 to 611 and encodes 192 amino acids. Lineage: Eukaryota; Viridiplantae; Streptophyta; Magnoliopsida; Asterales; Asteraceae. Gene Ontology annotation, biological process: polyketide biosynthetic process. Gene Ontology annotation, molecular function: acyltransferase activity, transferring groups other than amino-acyl groups. The record is from RefSeq and is a predicted model, not a curated record. The transcript has 2 exons.
AUAACAAUUAUAACAUUUCUUUCAAUACAUAUAUGAAUUCGAAAAGUAUGACAUUGUUUCAAAAGCUCGUGGAUGUUGAAACAAUCCGAGAGACCCAACGAGCAAAAGGUCUAGCCACCAUUCUUGCCAUUGGCACUGCAACUCCUUUCAGUUGUGUUAAUCAAGCUGAUUAUGCCGACUAUUAUUUCCGCGUUACAAAUAGCGAGCAUAUGAUUGAUCUUAAGGAGAAGUUUAAACGCAUAUGUGACAAGACAAUGAUCAAGAAGCGAUUCAUGAUUCUCUCGGAAGAGUUUCUAAAGGAAAAUCCCAACAUGUGCGAGUACAUGAGUCCGUCUUUGAAUACUCGUCAAGACUUGUUGAUCACUGCCGUCCCGAAGCUCGGCGGGGAAGCUGCUAUCAAAGCCAUCAAGGAGUGGGGAGUCUCAAAAUCGAAGAUCACUCAUCUCAUCUUUUGCACCACCUCGGGACUCGACAUGCCUGGUGCUGACUUGCAACUUACCAAGCUACUUGGUCUUUCCCCUUUGGUUAAACGACUCAUGAUAUAUCAACAGGUAGUGGUGUGCAUGGAACUUGUUUCAUGUUUGAAUGUUUGUUAUUGGUUAUCAAUAUAGGCCAAAAAAAUUAUGCUCAAAGAUAGUUUGAGCCAUUUUUUAGGCCCAAAUAUUACAAGCCAAAAUAUAAAACUGAAAACGAACCCAUUUUUAGGCCGGCCCAUUCAAGAAAA